Molecule: messenger RNA, 8531 nt
Organism: Bufo gargarizans (Asiatic toad)
Lineage: Eukaryota; Metazoa; Chordata; Amphibia; Anura; Bufonidae
Gene: FAAP100
Product: FA core complex associated protein 100
Exons: 15
Coding region: 269-2746 (825 amino acids)
Biological process (GO): interstrand cross-link repair
Cellular component (GO): nucleoplasm; Fanconi anaemia nuclear complex
Source: RefSeq, a predicted model, not a curated record
CUGGCACAAAAAAGGGAGGAGAUGUAGAGGAGUGGAGAGUGGGCGAGGACUAUAAACUUCUAGGACUGGAGAGAGUCUGGAGGGACCAGGGAAGGUGGGGAGACACGUGUGAGCCGCAACGCAGCAGUCUCAGGACCCACCAUGGAGAAGAUCCUGCUGUGUCUGUUGUUAAUCUUCGCAAUAGGCUUCGCCUCUAAGCAGAAGCGGGAGCCAUUAGAGUGGGACUACCGGUCAGAAGGUAUUUUUCUGAGCUACAAGCCGUUGUAAAAUGUCUAAGAUUGAGCACUUGGUUACGUUACAGAGUCCUAAUGGAUGCCUUUACAAAUCCCGCAUCAUAUGCUGCAGCACAGAAGUCUAUAUCUGCAAUGGAACCAGAUUUGUAUAUGUCUUCAGCAUGGAGAAGAAGCAAAUAACAGCUGUCUAUCAAUUUCCCUCUGACAUUUGGCACAUAGAACUUUCAAGAGCAUCGCACCAGUUGUACGUCCUUUGUGCCCAGAAUGGAUUGUAUCUUCUGGAGUGGGAUGAACAUGGAAGGUUGUUGAGAGAACCAAGCUCUGUCACGAGUAAAGGAGACAUGACUGUAUACCAGAUAGGCUCCAGUUUUGGCCUCCUGAUUGAUCCAUCUCUCUGCGCGUUCACUGUAGUCAGUCGGACUCUUGUUGUCAUAAUAGCACAGCAGGACAAAUGGAAGAUCGCAGUGUUUCAAAAGAAAUCCCUAAACCCUGAAGACCUGUUUAAAGCCCCGUCCAGAGAAGUGACGUUUUCUUACAGAGGUGGAAUGAACAGCGGUGAUCUGCAGCCUGUCCUAUGCUGUCUCUCUAUGUGGAAAGACAAACCAAUGAGCACUCAAUGUAAUGUCGCACUGGAAGCCGUGCUGUUCACUAGGCUUUUCGGAGUAGAUGUUGCCAUGUUGGAUUCUCCCAUGAUACUUUGUGGGUUCCCAGAUGGUCAGGUAGUUGCUUUUCCAUUGAAGGGUGCUGGCGUACACUCCACAAAUCAGAGCACAACCCAAGGCUCGUUAAAGCUUCUUUAUCACUUGGAGCAACCCGUAGUUUCUAUUGGUACCAUAAAGAUGAAACCAUGUGGCUCCAAUACUGAGCAACCACUUGAGGAAAAUACAGCCUGUGACUGUGUAGUGGUUGUCGGUCAGAAGGGCCUGGUGUUGUCAGUGACAGGUAGUGAUAAUUCAGGUGCUAUCUCCUGUGCCUAUAAAGAUUACAGAUUACCCGCUCCUGUGUGCUGCACGUCCCACUCCACAUCUGGUGUCUUCUGCUGCACAUCCAGUGACCUCAUCUAUGUAACCAGACCAAGCCUGGAGAAAGAAGCUGCAACCAAUGCCAUGUGCUCAACAGUGACGUCCAUCCGUCACAAUAUACCCAUGAUAGUGGGGUUAUCACCGGUGUCCUCAUUGGAUGACACACAGCUAGUUGCUUUGUCUAAGAGGGGACGUCUUAUGCUUUGCAAGUUAAAUCAGAAAGGAAGCAAAGAUCAGCAGCAUGGAUUGGGCUGUGUGAACACUGGACAGAGGAUCAGAGAGCUGUUGUCUGGAAUUGGUUCUGUGUCCGAAAGAUCCUCUGCAUUGAAGAUUGUGGCAGAUGAGAAGAGCAGGUCCUUAGCAAGGCUCAACCACGUGAUGUCAUUGAGCCGGGAGUUGCUGUCCGGACAUUGGACGACAUGUCCAGUCAGAUGUGCCAUCAGGGUGUCUUGGACCCAGAUGCUUCUGAAAGACUAUAUUACCGCAAGCUGCAGUCUGCAAAACAAGAGUGACUACGUCCUGGAGCAUGGGUGGACCUUGUGUCUCCUCAUAAGUACUGACCCAAUCACUUCUUAUUCCUUUCCCAUUUUGUUGCUAAAACCUGGGGAAACAAAAGAAUUUGCUUUCCCUUUAUAUGGACAGGGAUUGAACAGCCUGGAUUUCCCUAUUAAAAUAUCUUGCUCCUUAUUUUAUAGUUUAAAGGGAUUUGUUGCAGAUUGUGAUAAACUUUCCGAGCUGUACUUGUCUUUCUCGCACAAACAGGGAGUCUACAUUCCUCUACAGGAGCAUGAUAUUAACAUAUUGCAAUGCCUGCGUCUAAGCUCCUCGACUACCUAUUGCUCUGGUUUACCACAUACUUUUCUGGAGGAUGCAGUGAGUGCUGUUUGGAAAUCGCCUUUCAGAAGUGACCAACUGGGGACACCUCCUAAGGCUCUUGUUAACCAGGGACCUAAUCGUACAACGCCUUUGAAAGCUUCAGUUCGAUUGUCGGCCAUGCUGUUAACGUGUGCUUUAAAGAAUGAAAAAUCAGAGAUGUCCCUCUGCUCUGUUGUACUGCAUUGGCUGUUGCCAGAGGUGUUGGUAAAGGAGCAAGAUGUACAGGAGGUUAAAGGUUCAACCCCAGAUGGAAAGAAGUUUUGUAUCCGGGUUCAAGAGAUAUCGGUGUCAGAUCUGUUGUCAGAAGGAUCCAUCCAAGCUAUCGAGGUGGAAAUUUUAAGCUCUCAUUUACAUGUUGUGGCUUCUUUACAUCUGGCUGUCCUCAGCCGAUUCAAGAUAUUAUUUCAAGAUAAGCCAAACAGUGAGUGUCAUUCCCCUGAUCUGAAUUUAGGGAAGAUUCAGCAGCUGUUCGGUGCUCAUGAGCUUUUAAUAAAAGAAGUGAAGAACCUGAGAGAGCGCCUGGGUAUGGAUGAAGAAAUUAUCUCUAGUGCAGCUGCCCAGAGACUCCUUGAUAUCUACAGAGACUUGCGUGAUCCAGGCCUUCUCUUCGUAUGAGUCUGAAUGUAAUCUUCAUUCCUUUACUGAGGAGGAAAGCUGCUUCAGGAGAUCUCAGGAUCAGAUAGGAUCCCGGUGGCCGCGGUUGCGCAGAAGACUCCUUCUUUUCUCCCAGCUGGGCCGCUCUCUGUCCUGAACGUGCACGCUGCUGCGCGUGCGCGAUGGUGACUUCUUCCUGGCCAGAAUAGUACAGAGCUGUGAAUGCACACGCCGGCGCGUUCAGUCCAGCGCCCGGCCGGGAGAAGACUUUAAUCGCGAUAAAGCCCCCAGCCAGAAUCCAGGAAGUGAACGGCGCGCUGGCAGCAGGACACAACCAUCUGCUGCCUACUAGAAAAUGAAGAGCACCCGAGAGGAAGUGGAGAAUUGAGAGGCUCAUGUUACUACACUCCGAAGUUCAGCUUCCUGCUUUUGUUGUAAACCCCUUAAGUACAUUUUCUUUUUCACACCCUCACCUUCUGAGAGCCCUAACGUUUUUAUUUUUCAGUCAACAUAGCCAUAUUUUUUUGUAUUUAUUUUUUAUAUGCACCUCUAGGGGACUUGAACCUGCAAAUAUUCAGUCACUUAUUCCAUACACUUCACUAGUACAUUGUUACAGUCUGUGGGAUCUUUGCUGGAUUCCUAUCAAGGACGCCUAAAGGGGCUGUGCCAAGUUUUCAAGUAAUUCUCUAUGGGGUCUCUGGAAUCCAGCAGUCCAAUAAAUAAUGAAUAAAAAGGCAGGGCGCAUGCUCGACCUGCUGCUCCAUGAGAAUAGGGGAACUUGACUCCCAUUCUCGGAAUUGGUGGGGGUUUGACCUCUGUAGAUAGGGGAUCUUAAAAACUUGACACAACCCCUUUAAUAGGCAGUUUACGAUGGCAGACCUAGGAACCUUCAAAAGGUCCCAGGUUACCAUAGCAACUGAUCAUCCCCCUGUGCUGUACAGAGGUUAGAAAGAGCUUCUUCUUUUCUCAGAUGUCACAGUCGCUAUUGAUUGUAGCAUCUGAAGAGGUUAAAUGACUGAGAUGGGCGUUUUCUCCUAUCCCGGUCAUUGCCGGCAGGUGUCGGCUUUAUUACACAGACAGCUUAUGCUGCAUAUGGAGUACACUUAGUUAAUGGACCUGUUCUGUACCCCGCCCCCUCCUCAAUGCUGACAGUGCAGAGCUCAGUCCUUCAAUUCACUUUUUUUGAUUGGUUCUCCACAGAGUCCAGGGUGCACCUCUGGUCGACCAAGAGUUGGUUUUUGCCCAGGGCUGCUGUGGUCUGUGGGAGGCUGUCCCUUGCUACAGUUUAACCUGCCUUGGAAAUUCUUGCUAGGAUUGCCCCAGCCACUUUCAUUGUGCCAGUCCAUGUUCCUCAAUCACAAUCGCGUAAGGUGCAUGUAGCCCAUCUCUUUGUGCAACAUCAGUACACUCUCAGACCACUGCAUGGUCACACAAUCAAUCCAAAGCCCUCUUCGAAGAUCUCUCACUUUAACUUAUCGCAGCAGCCUCACAGCAGUAAAGUUUUCAUCAGUACGUUAAGAAAGAUGAUGUUAAUUUACCAUUUGCAAUUUGUCGCAGGUUAAUCACAUCUUGCACCACAUACCAGUUUCUCUGUCACUGUACGCAGGAGGAGGGCUUGUUCUCUAACCCACUUUCUCUUACAGAGAAACAGUCACUGUAAAACAAUCAGGGACUUUCCCAAGAUUCGGGAAGACACAACUGCCCAACCAGACAGCGGAGGAGCCAAAAACAGGAAUAGGAAUUGCUUCUACAUCUGUUGCUGGAAUAUAUAAUGAUGUGCCCUUUACCCAGAUUUUACCAGCCUACAUUUCACUGCUUCCACCAUGCCCAGCCACACUCCCAGUCCUUACCCCGUUGAUGUCUUCAUAAAGGACAGCGUUGGCAUCAGAAGGAUCUGGAGAUGUUGGACAAUGUCUUAUACUUGUAGGAUACUCUGUCUUUAAUAGGAAUUGAUAACCGCCAUCUUGUUUCUUUGUUACCAGUUAGUCUUUUCAAUGUCUUACCAGUCUGUGGUAUUUUACUGUUUAUGAUGAUCAUUGUCACUAGAUCCUGGUGAGUGUCCUUCUUCUUCUUCUCUACAGAUCACAUUAUUCUCUAUAGGGAACUGCUAUAUAACACGGGGCUGCACUUUACUGUCUGACCUAUAGGGGGCGCAAUAACUAGAGCAGCCAGGCUAUACCCCAGGGGCUGGAUCAGGUGGUGCUAUAAUCAGAUGUCCGCUACUCUUUCUUUCCUUAUAUUAUGAUGUAAUAUACACUAGAACCCCAUAUCCUUCCUGCCUGGUAUACACUGCACCUUUAUAUCUGCCCCUCUGUAGUGGGGGAGGGGAUCAGGGGUAUAUUCUGGGGUUAACUGAAUAUUGUCAUAUCUGCCAGUUUAUGUAAGGACAUUUCUCUGUUACAGUUAUAAAAGUAAGACCAAGUGCCAGCGUGCCAUCCGGGACCAACUGAUGGAGGUGGCGGUGGAUCGGUCAGAAUUAAUCCAGAGGCCGGGGUGGAGUCAGGGAAUGGACUUAACACUGAAGAAAAUACAUCUAAAUAAAAAACAAUGAGAAGGAUGCCAAAGAGAAAUGCAAAAGAUGAAGAACAAGGGAAAGGGGAACAUUUAAGACCAAUGUGUUUACCUCCCUGAAGUGAAGCCGUAUUUCACAUCUGGACGCUUCAUGACUAUUCAAGAUGUCUCCUCUUGAGAUUUAUAUCAUCACAACAUAGCAUCAAUAUCAUCAAUUAAAACAGUGCGAUGAUCAGUUUAGUUUUUGUAUUAAUAUUAACACAGUCAAAUUGAAGUUUCUGAGACAUUAUGCAAUUUCUAUUUUUUGAGGAAAAAACAGGAACAGAACACAAGACAUUUCCCAAAGGUUUUCCUACUUUCUGCUUCUGGUUUAUGGCAUUCUGUAAUUCAUGGUCCUGGCUGCACCAUAAAGCAAGAACAGUACAAGUUUACAGCGGCCGCACUAAUGGUAAUGAGGCCUCUAAGACUUCACUAAGAAAAAGGUAGAAUUAUCUUACUCAGUCUCUACUUUUUUGAAUGUAUGAAUGAGUAUUGUGAAAUCAUAGGUGGCGCAUCUGCAGGGUAUGAUCAUCUAUAAUCCAAGUAAUAAGACGCACAACAUAUGGUGCUCAUUUAUUUCAGAAUCUCAGUAGUUAUGGGGAGGUCAUUAGAUGGAGAACAUAGACCGCGUGGUUCAGAAAAUAUUGGUCAGCAAUGAAGACUCCUUUGUUUUACUCACAAUGACAUAGAAAAUGGAUCAAAUUGCUCCCAUAAGCUUUCCAAAUAGAUGAUACAUGUCUACUACCUACUGAUGGUUUCCAUUCAGAGAUCAAGAUCUGAUGGUUGCAAUAUGUAAAACACGAGUCAGGCAGGCAGUUUCAAUCCAUCUCUCUGAUCCUUAUCUCACUUAGAGAGGAAGAGCUAGAAGUCCCCCAUAUACAUUAGAUGGCCAGCUGGUCCUGCCAAAACCAGAUGGUUGGACUGACAUUUAUUUAAUGUGUGUGACCAGCUUAAAGAAGAACUCCUGCAAAAUUUUUUAUUCUUUGACCUGUUAGAAAGGUACAUGAUGUAAUCUGUAGUGAAUGUAAUCUUUUUACCAGUGGAUGUAUUUGUGAGUUAUAACCUCCCUUCUGAUGCUAAGUUGUGUCAUCUAAUCAGUGAGACAACCCCUUUAAUAUGGCACUUACUAAUGUAUUGUGAUUGUCCAUAUUUCCUCCUUUGCUGGCUUGAUUCAUUUUUCAUGACAUUAUACACUGCUCGUUUCUAUGGUUAUGACCAAACUGCAAUCCCACAGCAGUGGACAUGCUCGCACACUAUAGGAAAAAGCGCCAACCUUUCUAGUGUCCGGGACUGUGGGAGCGCACAUAGGCAUGCAUGCACAGCAGCUCUUGUCCCAGUCACCUGGUUUCAGUGCUGCCGUGUCAUUUGCUGAACCCCGCUACAUCUGAAUGCCAAAUCUUACUGUUCGUUCAACUGGCUCUUGCAGAAAUGGACACAGACAGCAGAAGGCCCCUUAAGUGCCUAUUAGCGUGUAUCACACAAAUCUACCUGACUGAAAGAUUGUCAUUAGUCGCCGCCACAUCCCCUAGUCUAAUCAGGAAUCUGCUUGUCUUUAGCAGGGCGAACAAGCAACGAUCGCAGUAAUGAGCAAACACUGAUAAUUAUUGUUCAGUGUAACUGAACGUCUUUUGAUACACAAACAAAUCGACACUUACCGAUCAAUAGUGAAAAAUGUUAUGGAACUUGUUUGCACAGUCUCUUACAUGCAGUCUAGGGUCCUUUUACACAGGUUGAGGAUCAAGACAGUUAUAUGUUUGUAUGAACACUCGUUCCUAUCAUCUAUAUAGAAAAAAUCUCUUAAUUUUGAGGCUAAUAAUAUAAUUAAGAGGCUUGCUUGUAGGUCGUAUUCUAAACAAAUGACAUCUAACCACUAUUAAACGGUUUCCAAAAUGGAGAGAAAAACACUUAUUUUUCCUGUGAAAAAAAACAUUAAUAACAGAAAUGGGCAGAGUUAUUUUAAGAAGAAUGCCAUAACAUUUGUUACCCAAUAUAGUGAACAAUGUGAUGCAAUAUGUAAAAUAAUAAAAAAAAUAUCUACCUCUUCUGAGAUAUAACAAUCAAUGGUCAGGUAUAGUGGAGAAGGGCAUUAGAUGCUCAGCACGUAAAGCUCAGACUCUUGGUCAAACACUCAGUCCUAGUUUAUUCAAAGAGCCUGAAGAGGUGAAGACUACAUGGAUUAGUAGUAAAGGUAGCUAUAAAUGUGGUCACAUGCAGGCUAUGAACCAUUUUAAAUCCACAGCAAAUGAUAAAGAAUUUGCCAUCAAGUCUUACCUUAAUUGUAACACGAAAAAUGUUAUUUAUUUGGUGACGUGUAUUGAAUGUCAGCUACAAUAUGUGGGAUGCACUUCCAAUCAGAUAAAGGGGAGAAUACGUAAACACAUUUCUGAUGUGCCCCACCAUGAAAGCCACAAUGUGUCUGCGGUCAGUUUACACUUUGCAUUUUUUUAUGGUGGGGAUACCUCCAAAUUGAAAGUACAGGGCAUUGAGAGAAUAGCAGUUCCAAUCAGAGGAGGGGAUUUGAGGAGGAAGCUACUCAACAGAGAAGCAUACUGGAUGUUUCAGCUGGCUGCAUGUCACCCGCAAGGGUUAAAUAAAAGACAUGAUCUUAUACUGCAGUAUUAGAACAGAUGCGUCUCUGUUGAAGGAACCCUCACGAUCCAGCUGUCAGUGUAUAAUAGUUUUUAUUAAUAGUAGUGAAGUUAUAUUAUGUUUUGAUAUGUGCUUUUUUAGUAAAUCAGUACAUGUCCACGCCAUUUCCUGACUUCAUGGUCAGGUGUGGGUGCGGCAUAUAAAGUGCACUUUUUUUAGUGUAGUUGUGUCAUGAGGAAGGACAUUUAUUGAUCGUGGUCUGAAACGCGUAACACAAGUGUACCUGUAUGGAAUAUUUUUAAAUCGAAUAAAGAUUUAUACCUUUAUCAUUUGGAGCUGGACCACAAAUUUUUUUCUGAAGUUUAAGUUAUAGCACACCCAGACGCUAUGUCCGGGCUCAAGACAAGGAUAUAGAGGUGAGAGCUGCCUACGUUUAUUUUGUUAUCAUUUAUAUAGUUACAUAGUUGUCAAGGUUGGAAAAAGACAAAAGUCCAUUAAGUCCAACCUGAAAUCCUGCUAUAUCGAUCCAUGGAAUAAAUCCCUGGAUCAAUGUUCAUCUUCCUUUUAAAAAGGGUUUGGGCCAAAGGGAAAUGGUGUGUAGAACAAGAUUUGUAUACAUUGUCAUAAGCCUCAAUGUUAUUUUGAAUUAAAAAGUCAUCUAAACCUU